AUGUACCAGCUGCUUUCAGCUCUAUCUUACAUGCAUGGUCUAGGCAUUGCUCAUGAGAAUUUAAGCCCCUCCAACAUUCUGCUGACCGACACAUCUUGGUGUUGGUUGCAAAUUGGUGAGAAGCAGCUGCUGAACACUGUUUUGGAUCCAAGUGGCAACUGGUGGAAAGGGGAGCUGAGCAAUUUUGAGUAUCUUCUCAUUUUAAACAGAUUGUCAGGAAGGAGGUGGGGUGAGCACACAUUUUACUCAGUCAUGCCUUGGGUUAUUGAUUUUAGUGUCAAACCUGAUGAAAAUAACAUUGCUGGUUGGAGAGAUCUUAGCAAGAGUAAGUGGCGCUUAACAAGAGGUGAUGAACAGUUGGAUUUCACUUACUCCACAUCUGAAAUGCCUCAUCAUGUGUCUGAUGAGUGCCUUUCUGAACUCGCUGUUUGCAGUUAUAAGGCCAGGAGGUUGCCUUUGAGUGUUUUAAGACAAGCUGUUCGUUCAGUUUAUGAACCCAAUGAGUACCACUCUAACAUGCAAAGAUUGUACCAGUGGAUGCCUGACCAGUGUAUUCCUGAAUUUUAUUGUGAUCCACACAUAUUUAACUCUCUGCAUUCUGGUAUGCCUGAUUUGGCGGUGCCUUCAUGGGCAGGAACUUCAGAGGAGUUCAUUAAGCUGCAUCGAGAUGCUCUUGAAAGCAAUCGAGUUUCCCUCCAAAUACAUAAAUGGAUUGACAUCACCUUUGGCUACAAAAUGUCUGGUGAAGCUGCUAUUGCUGCUAAGAAUGUGUUGUUGCCAGCAUCAACCUCCAAUUUACCAAGGUCUACAGGCCGCCGCCAGCUUUUUAGCCAACCUCACCCUCCACGCCAAAUUGCUCGUAGGAAAACUCAUCACAACUACAAUGGUCAACCUGAAAACAAUAGUCAAUUAGAAGUAGACUCUGUUAAAGGUGGGGAUUUUCUUAUCAAGACUAAUCAUUUAAAUAAAUUGGAAGAAGCAACUUCUUUCUGUGAGAAAUCGUGGCAUUUAGAUCCUUGUUAUAAUGUUCAUUCUAGUGACUGUUUGAAGAAUAACACCAGUGAAAAUGAAGUUUCGAGUGAUAUUGCUAGAAAUGUAUCACCUAGAAAACCUGACUCUACAAGGAACUACAGUGAGAAAUCAACUAUCGACUCAAAUUCCCUACUUGAGAAUAUGGAGGAGGGUGAUGACUCAGUUGGAUAUCAAGAACUAACACUUUGGAGGCAAGCGUGCUCCCCCAAGAUAAAUUCCAAAAGAGCUGCAGAUGAUAUAUUUUCUGUUGGGUGUAUUUUAGCAGAACUUCAUAUGGGAAAGCCACUUUUUGGUUCGAGUUCAUUGGCUUCGUAUGUAGAUAGUGGAAUCCUACCAUAUACAGUGCAAGAUAUCCCCCAUCAUAUGAAAGUUAUUGUUAAAGCCUGCAUUGAGAACGAUUGGAAAAGGAGGCCUUCUGUCAAAUGCCUUUUAGAGUCUCCUUACUUCCCAAAAUCAGUGAAAUCAUCCAACUACUUUUUAGCUGCAUUUCACGGCCUCUCAAGAAAUGAUUUGCGUCUUCAAUAUGCUGCAACAUUUGCAAAACGAGGAGCGCUGGAAAGAAUGGGAGCUUUUGGUGCUGCGAUGUGUGCUCCUUAUUGCUUACCUCUCAUAGUAACUUCUGCUUCAGAUGCCGAAGCUGAAUGGGCUUAUUUGUUGCUGGCAGAAUUCCUUAAAUGUCUGAAAUCAGAAGCAGUGAUGAAAACUGUUGUGCCAUCUGUCCAGAGAAUUCUGCAGGGUGCAGGGAGCUAUGGAAUAGGAUUGGGAAACAAGUGA
This is a messenger RNA of Salvia splendens (bonfire salvia), 1806 nucleotides long. Its product is annotated as protein GFS12. The transcript has 5 exons. The coding region runs from base 1 to 1806 and encodes 601 amino acids. The record is from RefSeq and is a predicted model, not a curated record. Lineage: Eukaryota; Viridiplantae; Streptophyta; Magnoliopsida; Lamiales; Lamiaceae.